Molecule: messenger RNA, 2956 nt
Organism: Cokeromyces recurvatus
Lineage: Eukaryota; Fungi; Mucoromycota; Mucoromycetes; Mucorales; Mucoraceae
Product: ras guanine nucleotide exchange factor domain-containing protein
Exons: 6
Coding region: 64-2901 (945 amino acids)
Biological process (GO): positive regulation of GTPase activity; Ras protein signal transduction
Cellular component (GO): plasma membrane
Molecular function (GO): guanyl-nucleotide exchange factor activity
Source: RefSeq, a predicted model, not a curated record
UUUUAUUUUUCUUUUUGUCUAAUUUUAUUUUAAUUUUUCUUUCCUCUUACAAUUAAGAUUCUUAUGUUAAGAAAAUCAACUUCAAAAAGACGAAAUAACUCAGUUAAACCGUUUGAAUCCACAACAAAGAAUGCUGGAAGUAAAGAAAGAGCAGCAUUAGCCGCUGUCUUUGGUGUAGAAGAAUACACAGAAGAGUCAAAAAUAGUUUGGCAAGACAAAGAGAGUGACACAUCAGAGAUGAUUGUACCUUCUGGCUUAAAACAAGUAUUACUAAGAGAUGAUGUUUCUAGCAUUAUGAAUCGAAAAUCAUUCUCCUUUAUGCCUGCUAACGAUAGUUUUACUAAUACUAAUAAAGCAAGUCAGGAACAACUAUUAACUACUCCUGCAGACUUGUCAAAUUACUCUUUAACCAUAUUUGAUCAAAUUGAAUCUGAUGAAAAUACUCGACUCAUCUUAUGGAGUUCUAACACUACUGACCAGCAACAAACAGAGGGCCCCGAUAUAAAUUGUCGCUCCUCAACUUUAAUUAAAAAGAAAUUAAGAUGGUCUGCUCAUCACAUUCUUCCUAGUAGUUUCAAGUCUAAAAUUAAAUAUCUUUCUCCUCUUUCAAUACAAAAUACUGAGAAAAAUAACAAUCGUAUAAUUGAAGCUGCCACAAUUGAAAAACUGAUUGAAAAAUUAACAAUUGUACUAGAUUACACUUUCAUGACUGACUUUUUUUUAAUUUAUCGAGUUUUCAUGACAUCUCUUCAACUCUGUAAAUUUUUAAUAUUACGCUUCAAAUGGAGUCUAGUCAAUAAUGAAGAAAAACGACGCAUUGUUAGAAUAAGAACUUUUGUUGUAUUGAGACAUUGGCUAUUAAACUAUUUUAUGCAUGACUUUGUACCAAAUGAAGAAUUAGUCAUGGCUUUUACAGAGUUUUUAAACGAAAUGUCUUUUCAUUCUACUAUCAAACACUCUUCAAGAGAUAAACAAAUCAUUAAAGAAUUAAAGCGAAUCUUUUGUCGUUUAAAAAAGAAUGAUUGUAUUUCAUCUCAACAUGUUGAUAUUCUUUCCUUUUCUUUGAAAGAACAGACAGAAUUACAAGAGGAUAGACAGAUUCACGAUAAUUCGAUAGAUCAAUAUCAAUUCAAUGCCGUACAGCAUAUUAAAAAGGAGAUUUAUCCUAUUGUCGCUGAUUCAAUAAAGUAUGAAACUAGACAUUCUAUUUCAGAUACCUCUCUUCUUAGUUGGGCUUCAUCAAAUGAUGAGAAUCGUCUAUUACCUCCCCUCUUUAGUAGUAAUGAUAAAAUAAGUUGCGAACAAGAGCAAAAUCAUCUAGCAUUUCUUCAAAUUAAGAGUGAUGAGUUAACUACAAAGUUGAAUCAAUUACAAUAUGAGCAAAAUGAUGAAGAACCUAUUGUAAACACUGACUUUGGAAGCUAUCCUAAAGCGAACAUCGACCCACUUAAUCCUCCUCCAUCAUUUCACCUAUCCUCCUUUGUUCAUCAUUAUCGGCCACAUUCCUUUUAUAAUGCUCAACUCGCUAUUCCAUCUGGUCUCUCUACACCUGAUAACACUCACCUUACCACCUCAAAUCAUUAUUUUGAAGAAUGUUGUCCAUCUUCAUAUAAUAAAACAAUGACAUCAACUCACAUGUCCAAUUCUUUGCAGUCCUCAGGUUUGAAUGUGUUGAAAGCCAAGAGUGAUAUCAUUACGGUGAAUACAAACAAUGUAAGAAUAGAGAAAAACUUGAAUCAAACAACUUUCACCUACAACUCACAAAAAGAGGAUAUGAUGGUUCACAAAAGGAAAAGUAAGACACUUCACCUUUCAGACAUGGAUCCAAAAAUAAAACCAUUACCACCUCUCAUAUCAAGUCAAAAUCAACUACAACAAGAUGUUAAAAAGUUAUUUAUCUCGUAUUCAAGGUUAAGACAAUUUCCAAGUCAACCCUCAUCACCGCGACGAUUUUCUUUGCCACAAAAAAUAAAAGAGCGUACAACAAUACCAAAAUCACGUAUGCUAGAGAUUGAUUUGGAUCCUCAGCCUACAGAUAGCUUAUCCGUCGUACUCAAAUAUUCAACAUCAUUACUAGUAGAACAGCUUUGUUUAAUUGAGAAAAAUAUUUUACUUGCUAUAAACUGGGAAGAAUUAGUGGAUUGUCAAUGGACAAAGAUGGCAUCAUCUACUACAUUUCAUACUCAUAACGAUGAUGAAAUGAAUAAUGAUACUCAAACAGAAAUACAACAAGAUCAUGAAGAAAGAGGCAUAGAAAAGGCAAUCAAUCGUUUUAAUGCUGUAUGCCAAUGGGUAUCUAGUGAAAUUGUACAAGCGCGAUAUCUAACCCAGCGUGUCAAGUUAAUUGAAAAGUUUAUUCGUUUAGCAAAAAAAUGUAAACUCUAUUGUAAUUUUGCUUCUUUAAUUCAAAUCUUACUUGGCUUACAAUCUCCUUCUGUCUCAAGGUUAGAAAAAACUUGGUCUUUAGUCAAUAAAUUUCAUAUGAAAACUCUACAAGAUCUCUCCCAGUUUACAUCCCCUAUCAAAAACUGGAAACAUUUACGUGAUACAAUGACUCAUGUAACAGAAGAUGAAAUCAUUCGUUUGCCCUUUGGUGGCUGUAUACCCUUUUUAGGCAUCUAUUUAUCGGACCUCAUCUUUAAUGCAGAGCUUCCUUCUUAUCUCUAUCAUGAAAAGGGAGGAUACAAUAGUGUCUUUUCACAACCUCUUGUCCAUUUUCGAAAACAUAGGAUUACAGCUACAAUUAUCAAACGCGUCCUGGUUUUCCAGAAUUUAGCAAAUAAGUAUUAUUUUGAAGAAUCCAGUGAGAUGGAACUCUGGGAGACUUGUUUAAAAGUUCCAUCAUUGGAUAGAGAUAUAAUCCAAAAUAUGAGCUAUGAGAUUGAGCCACUUAAUACCUAAAAAUGAUCAAGUAAAUAAAAUAAAAUAAAAAUAAAAUUAUUACGUAAUAAAUUAU